CGUCGUCUCCAAGCCGGCUCCCUCGCUCCGUCGCAAUCUGCGUCUAACGAUCUCUGACGCCGGGAGCGCCGGGCGUUCUGUCGAGGCUGUUGUGGUUGUGUUCCGCCCCGGUCGACCCGAGAAAAGAAUCUGUAGUGGAAGCAAGCGACGGGGUGCCCCUCGGCAAUCUUCUGAUUAUAUAACUUCUAUAAGCCGUAAUUAUAACCAAGAUGGAUGACUCGGGACUUCCACCCAACUGGGAGGUGCGCCACAGCAACUCCAAGAACCUCCCAUAUUACUUCAAUGCGAUCGACAAGGUAUCCCGCUGGGAGCCGCCGUCCGGCACCGACACAGAGAAGCUGAAGAAAUACAUGGCCGUCCACCAUUCGACCUCGUCCCAGACCUCGGUCUCUGCCCGGCCCGAGGGUAAGAUCCGCGCUGCCCACCUCCUGGUUAAGCAUCGCAACAGCCGGAGACCUGCGAGCUGGCGCGAGAACGAGAUCACACGGUCCAAGGAGGAGGCGCUGGAUAUCAUCAAAGGCCACGAGCAGAAGAUCAAGAGCGGCUCGAUCUCGCUCGGCGAGCUAGCCAUGAGUGAGAGCGAUUGCAGCUCGGCCCGCAAGAGGGGAGACUUGGGAUACUUUGGCAAGGGUGAUAUGCAAAAGGAGUUUGAGGAGGCUGCCUUUGCAUUGCAGCCAGGCCAAUUGAGCGGUAUAGUGGAAACGGCGAGCGGCCUCCACCUGAUUGAGAGGCUAGAAUAAGCACUCGUUGGGGGUAGGGUGCAGUUUCAUUCCUAGGUACUUAUCUAGUUCUUAGGUACCAUUUCACCCCUAGCACUAGAUCCGGAAUGAAAUGAAGCGAGCGAGCGCGGCGCGUCGAGAUGGCUGCAUGUUCUUCAAUCUGCAUCGUGGAAUGAUGCGGGUGCCGGAAGAGCUGGUCGGUCCGCCCCGUGCGCAUUCUCUAAACACAUGCCCGAUAUUCGGAGCAGUAUCUAUCGUUGACCUCCUCAGUCUAGGAAGAUAAACCGUUCAUUGACACCCAAAAUACUGCCCAUUCGGUUCUGCCGGGCUUAUGACCCGUUAUAUAAACAACCUCCCGUCAAUUCGCCCCAAGCGGCCUGGCAAUAAUCAUCGUUUCUCUCGAAUACGGUAGCGACCGUAAUCAUGCGACCCGAACACCCCCAACUUAAACUUCACUCCCCUUUUGAUUCUAGUUACUUCAGUUUCUAACGGUAUUCGCCGUGCUCAUCGCCACGAAACUGA
Durotheca rogersii is the source of this 1241-nucleotide messenger RNA. RefSeq names its product rotamase-domain-containing protein. The record is from RefSeq and is a predicted model, not a curated record. Gene Ontology annotation, cellular component: nucleus; cytosol. Gene Ontology annotation, molecular function: protein binding; peptidyl-prolyl cis-trans isomerase activity. The transcript has 2 exons. Bases 210 to 740 code for a protein of 176 amino acids. NCBI's taxonomy places the organism in Eukaryota, Fungi, Ascomycota, Sordariomycetes, Xylariales, Xylariaceae.